AUGUGGUAUUACUUUGUUGCUCACUGCGCUUAUCACUUUACCAGAUGGUUUCCAAAAGAUUCCCGAGGAGCAGCGUAAGUUAACUUAAAUUUUGUUAGUUUUUGGUGAAGUCGAAAGCUUAUGAGGACAAAAAUGCAUGGUCAUCUUGGCAAGACAUUGUCCAUUGAACGACUGUUGAGCCCUGAUCCAAUUAAAAGAUUGCUUCCUUUUUUGAUUUGGGUCAGGGCAAACACCUAUUGAAUUUGUUAGGUAUAUGCAGUAACUAUUAGGCAGGGAUCAAACAGUUAGGGGGGUACUUUUAGCUGUGCUUUUCUUUUGUUUUGCAUGAAAGUACAUGUACCUUGGCGGAAGGGUCAUGCUUAUAGUAGCUGCAGGAAAUCCCUGCCCCCCCCUCCCCUCUAACACCCCUCAACAACUUAAGAGAGUAUCAUAUGCGUAUUUUGUAUAAGAGGUACAGAUGGAUAACCAAGCUAUAGUUGCGUGUAUUCAGCAGCCUGUAUUGAUCUCAAACCGCAGCAGGAUUAGCUCAGUCGGUAGCUUGCUUGACUGCAGAGCAGGAGGUCAUGGAUUCGAUUCCCAGGGCCGCACCAAGUCCAAUCUCGACCCAGAGCACUUCUGCGCAUGUAGAGGAGAGAGCUAUCAAGAGCUCUGGAGAUCCCUGGAGCAAGAUUGUCUCUGAUUUGUUUCAGCAAAAAACAAUAAAAGUGUUGCUGAUUGGUCCAUUCAAGUUCGCACGAGAGCGGUUGAAUGUGUGGUGUGUCUGGCUUGUGAGCGGGUUUUUCCCUAGAAAUGUUGAAGUAAACAUGACUGGCCGAUUCUUGAUUUCAGUGAUUCCAAAACAACAUUUGCACGACUAAUAAUCAGGCAGAAUUACUGGAUUUUCCAAUUUUCAAAUAAAAUAGCUUAGCUACAUAUCGAAAAUUGAACCAGAAAAAGAUUUGAAUGCGAAAGACUAAAAUAAAAUACACCAACAUCUUUGCCAGCUAUAAUUUAAGAAGCAUAACACAUUACUGGUUUUUCUUUGACUUCCACGUUAUUGUAUUCACACAAAGUAGCCGAGUAUGAAUGAAAACUUGAGCUUCUUGUCGUAAAUUGCCUAAAACAGACUUGCAAGGAAAAACAGAAAAAGUAAAUCGUUCCCUAAAGUGAUGCAUGUACAAUGCGACUAGAUAUUUAUAGUUGUCUUCUUUUCCCAUGAUAUCGCAUUUCAAAGCUGCAGCUUCGCUGAAGUGCUGAUGUUCAUAUAAAUAAAAGGACGCUAAAUUCAUAUUUUGGAAAGUUUUAUUGGAAUUUCGAUACGUUUAUCUUAACAAGCCAUUCGGGUUUCACUUACUGCCUCUUGAAGUAGUCCACAGAAAUAUUUAAUCAACUGUCAAGCAUAUGCAAACUUCAAGUCUCAAAUCUGUGAUUGGGAACGUUUAACAGCUACCACAAGAGCCUUAGAUACCUGAAUAUUCCUCAAGGCCAUUAUAAACUGAAUUUCUUCAGUUCUAAUACCGAAGCGGCACAAGACUUUCGCGAUGAAGUAGAUAUAAAAGAAACAAAAAGUUUUAGUUGGAUCAAAUAGCAUGUGCUGUGAGGCCCAAAUAGCCAGAUUCUGGCUACUCCGGUGCGCAGAGUUUCCAGAGCUUACACGCACAUUCCCAAACCCGUAAGCACUGGGGUAGAGAAUGCACCAAGUCAGGGUCAUAAAGUAUGUUUUGAGAAAUGAAAGUACUUCUAUUGCCUUGUAAACGGCCCAACCUUUGCAUGGCUUGGAUGACGUACAUUACAAAUCAUGUACAUGUAAAUGGGAGUUCCAUCACUAGAAUGAGACAUUAAAAUAGUGUUCGUCGUCCUAAAUACAUUGACAAAAAAAACGCAUCUUUUUUUUAUGAACUGAUAACAAUAUUCAGUUAGUUUUAGAUGUUGAUUUAUUGCAUAAAUAUCGCAUUGAUAAUUGCAACCUUAUUUUUUCAACAGGAGACUUGCUGUUGUACUUUUUGCCCUUAUGUUCAUUAUACCACAAGUAUAUGUGAUUCAGCUGUAAGUAUUGACUACUUAAUUUAUACAUAAUUUACAGUAACAUAAUCUUUUAGUAUAGUAGGACAAUGGGUGGAAAGAGCUGUUAACCAGUAGAAGUAUUCUCUUCUUUGAUGCACAAAUGUAAAACCAGCUGGAAGACACAAAAUGGCCAAUUGAAGUAAAAGCAAGCCAGGUUAACAGGCUCUAUUUAUUAAUUUAGAAACAAGAAGAAAACUGAGCCAAGUUAACUAUCACAAUGACUUCUGAGACUGAUACUAGGGACAGGGAAAAAACUUUGGUCAAAAACUUUGUAGCUGACAAGCACGCCCUCAGUAGCGAUCCCAGAAACAAUAAUUAAUAUUAUUGUGGCACGUAUUUCAGCUCCGGUUUCCUUCUUGUUCUAAAGUGGCAAAUUUUGAGUGAUCAUAACUUUUUUUUACUGUUGUUUAACUUGUUAAAUAAAUCCAGUACACAUCCAUGAGAGCUCAAAAUUUGAGACACAAAAUAAUAAUCAAAAUCGCGUGUAAAAUGGAAGAAAUAUCAACCUGCAAAUAACAGCUGGUCUUACUCAAAUAUACCUAAUGUCAGAUGAUAAUUAUCAUUCCUGUAGCUUUGUAUUCAUGUCAAAAUAGUAAGACAACCAUUUGCAAUCUGAAGGUUUCUAAUAGUAAUCAUGGAACAGUCAUUGACUCUGUUGACCCUUUCUCAAAUCUCAAAUCUUUAUUUUAACACAGUAAAAAUUCAUCAGGUUUUUUGUUACAUAUAAAGUAUAACUACAUAACAAUAUUUAAUAAUAAUAAAUACAUAUCUAAAGAGUCUCUUAAUAAAAAUACUACUCAAAAUUACACUAAACUAUACCUGUUUUCCAUGAAUGCCGUGUAUCUAACUUAAUUAUAACUAAAAUGAAAGUUUAACAAUUGCUUAAAACGAUUUAGAGAUUUCUCUUGCCUAAGAUUGCAGGGCAGACUGUUCCAGAGAGUUGCACCUCUAUAGCUAAAGCUCCUUUUUAGGUAGUUGGUUAAAGUCUUUAAAGGUCAAAUGAACCAAAAAAUUGAAACAUUUUUUUUUGUCACUUUACCUUCACCAAACACUAAAAAGAACCAUCCUAAGUGAGAUGUGGGUAAAGAUUUUUCUUCCCAAGCCUUUAUAGAAAGAUAAAAGAUCAAAAUCCGAGCAUUUCAGAAAACUUCACGAAAACGUUUCUGAAAUGGCCGCGUGAUAGACUGGAGACUACGUGACGUCAAUGUUGGUCUUUCAGGACGGAAAAACGUUCUGCGCAAGCUUCUGCGCAUCCCUUAUCGCCUGCGUUUGUUUGUCUCGUUCUGUGAGAGUUCUGACUGAGACUGAAUGAAAUACAUGAGGUGCGAAAGUUUGCUCCUUUUAAAGGCUUUUUUUUUGUUUUUGUUGUUGUUGUUGUUGUUUUUUCGUCACUUGAAAAUUACUUUGGAUUCAGAACAACCAAUGUUAAAAACAGAUCAUCCGUCAGUCUGAGGAGGAAUAAAACAAUUUGAACAUUUCCAAAGAGGUUUGUAUUUUUCUGAUAAUAGGCCACUUGCACUAAGAGGUCACGUGACCAAUACUUCCCUUAAACGAUUAGUUGGAAUCCUGCUGAUGCCAAAAAUUGACAGAGCACAUAAAAAUUAUCUUACAUGCGAAAUUUGAGAGAAAAAACCAUUUAAGGGAGAUAUUUUAUGGCACUUUGAUUUUUCAACAAAGUAGUAUGAUUUGUAUUGGCCGUCAUGUUGGAGGGCAUACUCUUGCCCUCCAACAUGGCGGCCAAAACUACUUUUUGCUUACAUCUUGUUAAACUUUUGAUAGUUAUGUUCAGAUGUGCUACAAACGUUACCACAUCAUUUUUCAACAUUUUCCUUGGAAGUUUAAGUGCAAAAUUUGUGUUCAGAAAGAAGUGAUUUGUAAUUUUCAAAAUCACAUUUUGGUCACGUGACCAGCUACAAACUUACUCAUUUUAUGACAACGGUGCAGGUUUGAAAAACCAAAUCAGUAUUAUUUUGUUUAGAAUAUGACCCACUAAUCAUUUUUUGAAGGCAAAAUUAUAUAACUUUCAUCUUCAUAAAAUGAUGUCACAUGACCUCUUAGUGCAAAUGGCCUAUUGUGCAUUCGAUUUGUCAAUUGAUUUUGUGUCCAGUUCUUCACCUUCUUUCGCCGGACUGAAUUAAAACCCACUUGUAUUCUGUUAUUAGUAGUUACGGUUAGUUUUUUUACAUGGCCAGAUUUAUUUACCUUUGCAGAACCGGCUUUAUCCUCGUCUUAUGUCAAAGAACCGUAAUGCUAACGCUUGGGAGUGAACAAACUUGGGCGCUUAAAACUUCCUUGGAACUUUAGAAGGCCAGCAAGCUUACUCGAGAAGAAAAGACUACUUCGAUAAUUUUUCUGUUGCUCAAGUAAUAAUAGUCAGAGUUUUUUCCCUUUAGUUUUUUCAGUUUUAAUUACAUAGUUUUGUUAUCUUUCUGUACGCAAAUUUUCCUUUCACUCGCUGUGAAGUAGCGCGGAGAACGACAACUGCCGGCAGUUACUCCAAAACAAUCGACUCUUUGCCCGUAAACAAUUGCUGGAGCUGGAUUUGACUGAAGCGAGCAAAAGAAAUCCUUAUGUGCAGUUUUCUGUAUUUUCUGAUUUAGUUUGCUGAGUUUAAUUUGCUUGAAUGAAGACCCUCGCAUGGACCAGUUAUUAAAUGUAGCUAAUCUAGCUAAGUAGUCGGAAUCAUGGCUUGGCUGCGAAGCUUGCAACUGAUCUUUUGCUAUUAAGAUCUUUAGGUAGGUUGUUUCCGUACAGAAAACUCACUUCUUCUUUGUCAGCAGGUAUAGGAGCCUUAAGCCUUAUUUUUUUUAAUGAAAAUUUGUUGUUUUGCAAUCUUAUUGAAGCUUUUUUUAGUUCACUUAAGCUGAAUUUUACGCAUGAUGGAAUUGUUCUUUGCUUGUCGCAUCUCUUUGCCAGCUUAAAGUGGCGUCUUUGGUCCUUAAAGUGACCUCAAUCGGUAAUUAAAUCUUAUACAUAAUUGGAAAGAAGUUUUUGCAAUAAUGUAACUUUAACUUUGUUUGAAGGAAAUCUUACUUUAAUACGCGUAGGUUUUUAACAAGUGUUAUGCAUGUUCAACUUGACAACACAAAGCAAAAUUAAUCUGCCCGAAACGAUCAAGUUUAAAAAACUAUGGUUGCUUUGAAAACGAUCUUGGGGAAGAUGUAGUAGAUAAAGAUUAACUCUUUUUCGGCCCAUAUAUCAACGCCAAAACUUGUACAUUGAGGAUUUUGUUUAUAUUUUAGUGAUCUGCGAAGCUAGAAGUGUCCGAUCGAGUGUGGGUUUUAAAAUAUCAGCACGAGUGCAACAAAGCUCAGGGACUUCAAACACAUUGUGGGCAAACUUGAAUUUCUUUGGGCAGAUUAUUAUACAAAGUUAUUUUGUUUUUGUGUUCACGGUGGAGCUCCGGACCCUAAUCAGACUUACACACGCACAUUUCCAGUACAACUCAAGGAAAUUAGUAAAUGUCGUUAAAGUCCGUUUUACUAUGAUGUAUUCUUCGAAAAAAUUAAAUAAUAAGAAGAUUAUAACCAUAGCUUGCAACUUUUGAAGACAAAUUGCCUGUUAUUUCCAGGUUUAUGGUCGCACAAACCACUUCCAUGCCAAGUUGACUCGAAAAACUGUUUUGAAUUUCCCGCUUUUUUUCACCUGACCAACAUUGACGUCACAAGCUGUUUUUUCCGACAAUUUUUCCAACCGCUCUACGAAGAUAAGGGCCAAAAAACAGCAAUUUUUAAUUGCCAAUAUCUCGUAGACACUUGCUUCAAUUGAGCUGAAACUUCAUAGUAUGUUUAUUUGGUUCAUAUUAAACACAUUUCACUGGAAUUGAACUAAAAUAAAAAAGGUCGAAAUUUUGGUUCAUUUGACCUUGAAGUCCCAAUAGUGACCAACAUCAAUUUUCUCCUAACAACAUCCAUACAUAGUCAAGAGGGAGGAUUAUGAGAAUGAAUUAAAUGAUCACCAAAGAGAAAAUGCCUUGAUUUUUUAUUAAAUUCUCUCACCUAAUUCUUAAAGGAAAUUUAUGGAGAUCAGUGUUUGGAGAAUUUGUUUGUGGAUAUUGGGGCUUGAGGGGUUAAUGCGGACAUUGAAUGGGUCAUAGAAAGUGUCCAAUAAAAUUAAUUUUGUUAUUAACCUAGUUUGCUUCUCAAUUUCCUUUGUCUCCAAGUCCUAGUUCAUGAAUAAUUUUAGGGCUAGGAGACAAAGGAAAUUAAGAAUCACCCUGGGUUAAAAAUUUUUUACCUGAAUUUAAUUUUGACCUGUAAAAGAUCUUUCCAUAGGUAACCUUCUAUUAAACCUUAAUUCCUUUUCAUGGUAUGUUGAGACUCCCUUAGCCUGCAUCGCAGACAUACAUGUAACCUAACCCUGGUCAGUAACAUCUGCAAAGCAGUGCUGAUAUCCUUAUUUUGGGCCCACAACUGAGUCAAUUAACUUCUGAACAUUUGUUUCAAUUUUUCCUUCAACCUAAUUGGCAAAUCAACUAUGACAUGCAAAUCAUGACACCCCUGGUACACUUUUGAAGGCCCAGAACAAGGAUAUUGAUGCUGUUUUGUAGGCAGAAUUAACCAGAAGUUUAGUUCUGUCUUUGAUGUGGGCUGCGAACUGCCAGUGACUUGAGCAGGUACAAAAACUCUUCGGUUUUUGAGGGGUGUAUUUUUACCCUUCAAAUGCCCAUAUCUGCCCAUGAGGAUCCCCAUCCCUUGUACUACUUGUGAUGUCAUUGGUUUGAAUGGUCAUAGACUAUUUUGACACCUACAACUCGAGCAGGAAAAAGAAAUCUUUCAUGAGCAUGAAUCAGGCAAACAGGCCAGAGAAAAAAUGUAAAAUGAACAUCUAAGAUUGACCAGAAAAUUGACUACUUACCCAUACACAUACCGUGCACUUUCUACUGAAAAAUUAUUAAUUCACAACCCUUAUAAUUUUUGUUGAAACUUUUUCACCUGAGUGGGUGCCUUAAGUAAUAAUUUAUUGCUCAGCCCAACCCCCCAAAGAAAGAGGAAAGAAUUGCAAAAGAAUUGGGAAGGAGAACUAAGUGAAAUGUAAAAGUAUCAACGUUUUGCCUUCUGGCCGUGCCUGAACUUCAGAAGCUGAUAUCUAACAUCAGGAAAUGCUUGACUUAUAAACAGUGCAGUGCUUUGGGCUGUUUUGGUUCUUUUUGGCCGGAUAAUGACCAGAAAAUGGAUCCACUACCUGUGGCCAAUAAGCUGGGGCCAACUCGUUUUAAAGCAAAAUUACUAUAUUACUUACUUGUGCUUUUUACUUUAUUUGCUGUAGGCCUCCAAGCUCUCGGACCUGUGAUGAACCUUUGCUCAACAUCUCAGUUGCAGGCAUUGUUUUUACAUUCGCUAUGAUAGGUACAGUGUACUUUCUCCGUCUGGUGUUCUUUUAACCUCGUAAUUUUGAAAAACAAUGUGCAGGUCCAGAUCAUAUCCAUAACUUCCACUUAAGACCCCACACACCUCUGGAAAUUCCAAUAACUACUGCUAAACUUCAUCCAUUCCUUGGAGAGGGGGGGGCCCAGGGCUGGCAAAAGUUUUUAAGUAGUAGGCUGAUAAUGUAUACUAGGCAGCUUUGGAACUUGCACCAAAGGCACAAGUUCUUGAGGGCUGCGGCAUCAAGGGUCAUUUUGAAUUUAGAGUCUCGGAAGUUUCCAGGGGUUUUCAAGAGGUAUUUUCCAUCGCGGACACCAUCAAUGAGGUCAAGGAUAAAUUGAAGGUCUUCGUGCAAAAUUGUCCUUGUGGUAUGCAAAAUUUUGACCUGUGACUAUUAAUUUGCAGUAAAAAUGUGCAAGAACACAUCUUCUUACCUGGCAGUUUCUUUUGUAGUGCUAAUGCCCAACAUGACACUGAGUUUCUUUCACCAAACAAUGAAUUUUUUUCAGCUAAUAAUAUGUAUCCGGUUAUAUUUGAUCUGUGGCUACUACAUGUAGUAGCUCAGGGCUUGCCAGUAGUUUAAAAAUUCCCUUUCCAACUGAAAUUUACAGACAACAAGAAAUUAUUCUAAACUGCCUACAAAUUGGCAACAAAAUUAAUUUCUUGCAGCAUAGCUAUGACUUUUAUUGUGGAUUUGCUUUUGUACUUUGACUUUUUGCUUGGUUAUUUUGCAUGUGCUGCAAAAUAUCUCACUAAAAGUGAGGUUAGUUUAUUAUAGCUCACCACUUCACUACAUCCCAUCCUUUGUGCAAUAUCCUGGAAGCUACCGUGUGGCAGGAAAUUUUUGCAGGUUCUAAUUUUUGUGAUUCUUCCAGCGAUCCACAGAAAUACGUUCCUGCAAAUAAAAAUUACCACUAACAUUUUUCCCACAAAAAUUUAGUCCAGUCUGAGAGUAAAUAAAAUUCUCUAACUUAACUUCGCUACACAAAAAUACAGUACUAAGAAUUCGUGUCUGUUCAAUCACAACUUGUCUCUUUCAUUCAGAAACAAUGAAAUAAUGGUUUAUUGCUUGAAAAUAUGUAUUUCUAUCACAUGUACUCAAUAAAAGAGAAAAUAUUUUCAAUGCUAUGUACUGGGUACUCUCUAAAAAUCCUAAAAAUUAAUUCCCAGCAAGAAAAAUCAAUCUGUCCUAAUCGCGAAAAUUAGUUCCUGCAAAACACAGAAAAUUGCCAAUCCACAAAAAUAAACUCCCGCAAAAAUUUUGUGCCACACGGUAGUUGCAACACGCAGCUUCUGAAGUGAACUGCAACCCGACUAAACAACUUGUUUAAUCAUGACAUGCCAAAUGAUAUUCUACAAAAUACACUAUCCAUUGUUAUUUUCAUUUGACCCUACUCAACAAAGAACAACAUUGUCUGGGGGAGAGGGGUGGGGGCUGCUUUUCCCUUGGGGAGGGGGAAGGGGGUAGUCAUAGCCUGUGUUUUUGCUUAUAUUAUACAUGUACAUAAAUACUGUAACAUGAACUUGUGCAGCAACAUGUGGAGUCAAUGCAGAUCCAUUUUUAUUUUUACUCUCAGCUUUUACAUUUUUAUUCGCAAUCAUGGAACCUGUGCCAUGGCAGCUUAAGAUUGCAUUUCAUUUCUUUGGCUUUGGAUCCCUCAUUCUUGGCAUGGUACUGUUUGCAUCAACAUUUGCCUCUGAAUUAUGUGUGAGUGUUUUCUUCUUGUUGUUUUUUAUGGGAACCUCAGAGUUAAAAAGUACAGUUUGACUCCCGAUAACUCAAACCUUCUAGGGAGACCAAAAAAAGUUUGAGUGAUCAGGAACUCGAGUGCGAGGCAAAGAACCAGAAACAGGGAAAGAAGCAAAUGGAUGGGGAGGGAAUGCAAGUAUCAUGCACUCUCUACUUCAAAGGCAGCAUUGGAUGACAUAAACAUUGUUAUUUUGAAAAAGGAAUUAAGCAACAAAUCUUGAUUAAUAUAUAGGGAUGGAAACUGAAUUUGAAGUGGAUCAAGUGACAUAAAAGUAAAGACAAAGAAUUGACAUGGUUGUUUUGAAAUAAAAGAGAUUAAGCAUCGUGUUUACGGCAAUCGGCAAACAUAAGACUCAAGUUGUAAAAUUUUCAGAAUGAGAAAUGAGCAGAUAAAAACAGCUUCAAAUAAUUUAUUGUUAUGGAAAGAAUUAGUGUGAAUCUGUGGACUUUCGUGUAGUUAUAAUGAACUGUAAACGAUAAGUAAUAAUUAUCGAAAACUUUGUCACGUGGUACAAAUUCACGUUUGCAUUAAACACGAUGCUUAAUCUCUCUAAAUUCAAUGUUUCGGACUUCAGUACAAUGUUUUUCUUUUUCAACUUGUUAUGCACUUAAAACAUGGUUCGGGUUAUCAAGGGUAAAAUUAUGUAGAAAUGACCUGAAAGGAAACAAAAAUUACUUCGAGUUUAUGGGAGGUUGUAGUUAUCGUGGGUAAAAUUACUGUAAAUGUGUAAAGGAAAUCCAAGAGAAAUCAACUUUAGUUCGAGUUAGCAUGAGGUUUGAGUUAUCAGGAGUCAACUGUAUGCCAAGUGCAUUUGUUAAAUUAUAUAAGCAUGCAGGGCUGGGAACAUCCUCACAAUCCCAGGUGUUCUCAAUAGUUGCCAAUAAACCGGAGUUUAUUAAAUUUGGUUCUCCCUGCAAAGUUUACAUAACAAAAUCCCCAGAAAAACCCUGAAGGAUCUUGAUAGUAGAAGGAAAGUGGCGUAAUGCAAUUUAAUAGUAAUACCAAAGCAAAUCCUACAGAUUUAGGCCCCAACUCCCCAAGAAAAGAAAAAAACUGGAUCACAACCCAUUCAAAAACACCCAGGCUCCAUUGUCAAACACACAGGGUGCAAAAAAUAUCAUUUUUACAGCUUGUCAUUCGGGCAAGCUGAAGCUAGCAUUUACUAGCCCACAAGUCAUUUCAACUAGCCCCACGGCAAAAGCUUUUUGAUGAGCAGAAUUGAUUUCACAGUUCUUCUGUUAUUCAGAUUCCUCCAAAAAAAAUCACUUGCCCGUCGGGCAAGUUAAAAAGAGAAUUCACUGGCCAGAUAGCAAAAUCCACUAGCCCCGGGCUAUCGGACACUACUUUCUUUGCACGCUGAACACAGCACCUCAGAUAGUGCAAACUUUCAGUCACAUGGCCUAUUGCUUACAUAUCCUGACAUUGCAGCAAGGUACACUAUUAAAGUCAUUAUGAAUAAUUCUCCUUUGUUCUUUCUCUUGUUUAGCAAGGAUAUGCUCCUGAGUUGUACUAUUUAUGUCUGUCAUUUGGGAUAUUUGCUCUUCUUACAACAGGUAGGUUUGACACAUGUGUUAAGCUUCUAUCUCAUUAGGCAAAUAGUCUAAAAAAAACUGGUACAUGGAGAUGUUGUACAUUGUACCAGUGUAUGAUUUAACAAUUAAUGAAUGAGGCUGAGUAUCUUAUGAAGAAUUAUUAUAUGGCUAAAUCCCAAGCGCGCAAGAUAAAGUGAAUCUUGUGUUUUGAUUGGACACCAAGCAGGCAAGGAAGGCUUGUCUUAUUUGCGUAUCUCCUCAGAACUUCUCGCGUUAUUUGCGCAAGAAAAGAUCUUUCUGUGUCCUUUUUGGCCGUAUAACAUAGUCUUUUAAAGAGAGGAGAAGUCGUUACGCCACGUUGCCGUGGUAGCAAAAUUUUUGGAUGACAACAGAGCGAAAAUUCACCUAAAAAGUAAAUUCGCACUGUUUCAAACUUCAUCGAUCUUAUUCAAUUUCAUUUAAUUUGUCAAAUGUUGGCGGAAUUUUCUGGGUUAAAUCCAAAAGGACAGUAUCUAAGUUUAGAAAAAGAAAAAGAAACUUUUUGUGUUGUGCUCACCUACUCCAUAAAGCGGGCCCGUGAAAUAGAAAGUUUCAUGUCGCAGUCGUGCAACAGCGGCUAAGAAAUGUACAGAAAAGCGUGAUGCACGUGCAAAGUUGAUUUUUUGCUAAUCUAAACCUUUUUUUUUGCUGUUCACCGUCGCCGUUGCAAAAACUCCCUAUUGUUGUCAUCCAGAAAUUUUGCUACCAUGGUAACGUGACGUCACACUUCUCCUCUCCAGAGACCAAGCUUGUUCAGUCAAGGUGGCUCUAUAUUGGCCUGUUUCUUUUGUUGCGUUUUUAUUGGCGUCGAUUUUGUGUCUCAGUCAAUAAAAACGCAAAAAAGAACUUACCCAAUAUCAAUCUUGAUCUCACUCUAAGUCAAUAACGCAUAUAUACGCCUAAUUGCAAUAACGUUCUACUACAAUCAGGGAUGUCAGACUAAGGAAUCAACAGAAAACAUCAGUGGCCAUUUAAGCUUUGCUUAACUCAACUGAUGUCAGAUUAAAGUACUGCAAAUGUGUUUACAGAAUUAUCAAAUUAUCAAAAGGUCUUUUGCAUGGUUACACUGUAAUUAAUUCCUAUUUGUCUAUUUUUAUUUGCUUUUUUCAUAACAACGUAAAUGCAAUUAGGUGAAUGUUGUGGUUCAAUUUUAUCUUUGGUUUUAAUUUUAUGUUCUUUUGUUUUUGGGUAUGAUAAUGUAUGAUGAUGAAUUUGUUUGGAACAAAGGAAACUAAAUUUUAAACCAAGGAUAAAAUUGAACCACAACACAUACAGCUAUUUCGAGAAAGGUUGCAGGAAAAAAAGUGCAAGCGACAACCCCGAAAGGUAAUAUGGGAUAUGAUCAAUACACUGUUUCUGACACUGUAGCUAUCGAACCUACUUUUGCUGCUUCGCUUUAGCACUCGGAAACAUAGUCCAUGGCCUGUCGUGCCAUUCUUUCAAAAUUUCUAUGAAGAACAGUGAUCUCAAAACCACCCAAAAUACCUUUCGGGUUUGUCGCGAGCGCUUUUUCCGAGAACCUUUUUUCGAAAUAGCUGUAUAAAGACCCUUCUUGGCCGCUUGGAAAGCCAAUCAGAACACAGGAAUUGCUUCAACGUCUAGAUGCCAACAGUCUACAAGUGAAAACUUUGAGGACAUAAUAAUUUUUCGUCCCUGCCGCGUACACUUCCUCGCACAAACUAUCGGUUGUUUGUCUCCCACCUUGGUUAAUAAGUCGUGUAAAGAACGUAACUGAAGAAUACAAAUUGUGAUUACCGUUAAGCGAAGUUAAUCUCUCUCAUGAAAGCACGGCCUUUUUUACUGCACGGUUUUGUUCGUGACAAAGUCCAAGGGCCUCCUACCUCAAAUCGAUCGCCUCUUUUUAUUACCGCUUUAACAAUCGCGUAUCACGAGAUUUGAGAUUUUACGGGUUUAAAAGGUGAAAGUGAAGCAUAUGAUUAAAUAGAUAUCGCAUUUAUGCCCACAAUUUAGGCUAGCCGGAUCCUAGUAUCGUAGUCUACGUAGGAGGCGUUCGAAGGGGAAUUCUCGGUUUUCACAUGACGUCAUCAAAAUUCAAACUAAGAAACUAUCGAUUCUUCUGAGAUUCUGAGUUUCAUGAGGUAUUACAGCACCUAAACACCUUUAUUUAAACAGAGGUUUGGUUCGAAAGGGUUCUUCGUUUUGCGAUAGAGGACGUUUGAAUUUCUAGGCUUUUGCGUGACGCGGCAUUUAGCUGGCGGCCGGGACUGCUCUUCUGUGGGUUAAAAACAUUACCAGUUUUGGGAGAUUUUGCUAUCUAAACAUUCCUUCUGUCAGAAUAAAUAUCACUUUAAUAGUUUAUGAGUUUUUUAAGCGAUGAAUUAACGCAUUAGUAGGAAAACUCAAAAACAGAUGUUUCUGUUGGUUUCCGGCGGCCAUAUUUGUGCCCCUCAAAGGGACACAAACAUGGCGCCUCCAUACAAAGCUUUAUAAAUUUGGGUAAAACGUUUUUCCUAAUAUCUCGCAUAUGAAAUAUCGCACAGACCUGAUUCUUGGCAAGGUCUUUUGCUUAUUUAUCUUCUUUUAUUUCCAAGAUUCGGGACUUUCUGUAUCGAAUGGUUUGCAAUUUUAUUUUUGAUUGCGUGACAGUGAAAACCGAGAAUAGAAAAGUAGAAGUUCGGGUGCACGUGGAAGUAGGAAGGGAUUCCCCUUCUCUAACUCCCCACCCCCCCCCCCCCACUUUUCCCUCGCGCACUCGCACUUAGGUAUGCGGUUUUACAGUAAGUGUGUUAUGCUCGUCAUCGCUAGUCUCCUUCGCAGCCGUUUUUUAGGGUCGUCACGCAAAACUCUUCCCCACUGGUGGGAGGAGCGUUGUGUGACGACCCUAAUAACGGCUCCGAAGAAGACUACUUCAUCGUUGCCUAUUAUAAAGUGUACUCAAUACAAAAAUUCUGUUGUUUUACAGGAUUUCUGGUCAUCAUGCUCCCGUUUUGGUUGAUGAACUAUCUGUGGCCAGAUUCUGUUCUCAACCGACGUGAACGGCGAGGAAUUUGCUAUGAGCCCGUAAAGUGCUGCACUUGCCUUUGGCAUAUUUAG
Molecule: messenger RNA, 13785 nt
Organism: Porites lobata
Lineage: Eukaryota; Metazoa; Cnidaria; Anthozoa; Scleractinia; Poritidae
Source: the annotation of a GenBank genome assembly